UCAGGGGCUCCGGCCAUGCCUCCCGGCCGGGCCGGCGGAAAGGGGGCCGUGGUGCUGCAGUGCGAGUGGCAGCAGUGCUCGUUCGUGGCGGCGGGCAUGGAGGAGUUCUGCGGGCACGUCGCGCAGCACCUGCAGCAGCACCUGCCCGGCGAGCACCGCGACGAGGUGGACCCGCUGGAGGAGUACACGUGCCUGUGGCAGGACUGUGGGUUCUGCUCCCCGGAGAGCCCCUCCGACCUCGUGCGCCACGUCUACUUCCACUGCUACCACACCAAGCUCAAGCAGUGGGGGCUGCGGGCCCUGCAGGGCCAGGGGGACGUCAGCCACUGCCAGCUGGACUUCCAGAGCAGGAACAUCAUCCCUGAGAUCCAGGAGAACUUCCUGUGCCUGUGGGAGUACUGUGAGAGAUCCUUUGAUAACCCCGAGUGGUUCUACCGGCACGUGGAGGAUCACAGCUUCUGCUCCGAGUACAAGGCAGCAGGGAAGGAGAACCACGUGGUGCUCUGUGGCUGGAAAGACUGUGACUGCAGCUUCAAGGGGCGCUGCAAACUGCGGGAGCACCUGCGCAGCCACACGCAGGAGAAGGUGGUGGCCUGUCCCACCUGCGGGGGGAUGUUUGCCAACAACACCAAGUUCUUCGACCACAUCCGCCGCCAGACCGCCCUGGACCAGCAGAGGUUCCAGUGCUCCCACUGCUCCAAGAGGUUUGCCACGGAGAGGCUGCUCCGCGACCACAUGAGGAACCACGUGAACCACUACAAGUGCCCCCUGUGUGACAUGACGUGCCCCCUGCCCUCCUCCCUGCGCAACCACAUUCGCUUCCGGCACAGCGAGGAGCGGCCCUUCAAGUGUGACUACUGUGACUACAGCUGCAAGAACCUCAUUGAUCUGAGGAAGCACCUGGACACGCACAGCAAGGAGCCGGCGUAUCGCUGCGAGUUCGAGGCCUGCAGCUUCUCUGCCCGCUCCCUCUGCUCCAUCAAACUGCACUACAGGAAGGUCCACGAGGGUGACUCGGAGCCCCGGUACAAGUGCCACGUGUGUGACAAGUGCUUCACGCGUGGGAACAACCUCACCGUGCACCUCAGGAAGAAGCACCAGUUCAAGUGGCCCUCGGGGCACCCUCGCUUCAGGUACAGGGAGCAUGAGGAUGGCUACAUGCGGCUGCAGCUGGUGCGCUACGAGAGCGUGGAGCUCACAGAGCAGCUCCUGAAGGACAGGGAGAAGCGUGGGGAGGCCCUGGAGGGCCCAGCCGAGUGCGUGGUGCUGCCCGAGGGGGAGGGCAACCUGCAGGGCAUCAUCCUGGAGCCCCCAGCGGACGCUCCCCUGGCAGAGGAGAGCGGGGUCUCAGAGCUGUGCCCCGAGCCAGCCCAGCCCAGCGCCUUCCAGGGAGCUGCAAUGUCCUCAGAGCAAGAGCCCAGCACCUUCCCAGGGCCAGCUUUGUCCUCAGAGCAAGAGCCCAGCACCCCCAGCAGCCCCAUCAUCCGGGUGGUGAACAGGACCAACGAGCACGGGCAGAGCGAGACUGUGUAUUACGUGAUGGCCAGCACGGCCCCAGAGGAGCAGGGGACAGCAACCCCUGCGGGGCUGGCUGGGGAGCUGGAGGAGAAUGUCAUGGACAGGCUGCAGAAGACAGCAGAGGAGCUGGGCAUCCAGAUCGUGUGAGGUGCCCCCAGGGCUGUGUUCGUGGGGAGAACUUGGGCCUCGGUGGGAUGUGCUGC
Messenger RNA from Empidonax traillii (willow flycatcher), 1721 nucleotides. RefSeq names its product histone H4 transcription factor (gene HINFP). Gene Ontology annotation, biological process: regulation of transcription by RNA polymerase II; anatomical structure development. The coding region runs from base 16 to 1665 and encodes 549 amino acids. Gene Ontology annotation, molecular function: DNA-binding transcription factor activity, RNA polymerase II-specific; RNA polymerase II cis-regulatory region sequence-specific DNA binding. The transcript is spliced from 9 exons. NCBI's taxonomy places the organism in Eukaryota, Metazoa, Chordata, Aves, Passeriformes, Tyrannidae. The record is from RefSeq and is a predicted model, not a curated record.